Effrenium voratum is the source of this 1860-nucleotide messenger RNA. Lineage: Eukaryota; Dinophyceae; Suessiales; Symbiodiniaceae. The record is from the annotation of a GenBank genome assembly.
AGCCUUAAGGUUGGCUCAAGUUUUAGCAUCCCAGCCCUUCUGAGACGAUUGUGAACAAGUGGCAGACUGCAAGGGACGCUUUGAGUGGAACAAGCUCUGACUUCAAGUCACAAGGCCGUCGCGCGUUUUGGGUUUCGGGCGCCAUGAGAUGCCGAGCGGAAUGAGCCGAGGCUUUGCCUCGAUGGCGAGAGCCGCAUGAGAACCGGCCGGAGAUUGGCGCCGAGCCUGCGCUUGAUUGGUGGACCGUAUGUUCCGGCGAGAAGACAAACGACCGGCACUUUACCAGCACACCUGGUUUAUGAGCCAGGACACUUGCCGGAUGCUGCUACGCUGCUUUUGGUGGCUCAAAGUGCGGCAUCCAGUGGCUUUAAGGACCCCGACUUUUGGAGAGCAUGCAGUGUGCAGGCGCAGCGGAUGCUUUGUCACGGCACAGGCACAGAUCUGCGACAGCUAGCUCGCUACACCGAAGCAGCAGCAUCUGUUCACUAUCGCGACGUCGAGCUGAUGUAUAAUCUUGGCGAUGCAGCGGCCGCAGCUGCACAAGACAGACAUUUGGACUCCGAUACCAUUAUGCUUGUGCUCCGUGCGCACGCGUUGCUUGCCUUCCAAAAUGACCGGGUCGUGCAGAAGAUGGAAACUUCACUUUUCGAGCUCUUGCAGGAGUCUAGAGCAACGGCAGGGUGUUUAUCCAACUCUCUCCUGUCACUGUCGGAGCUGCAUGCUGCAGCUUGUCUUCCUGCAAGCGAGACUUCCCGACAAGAACUCAUUGAUGGAGCAGCGCGAGUGACGCUGGAGCACAUCUCCUUCUUCACCGCGGCACAACUCUGUGAGGUCCUGCAAGCCAUGGCCACCUUCAGGAUGCGUGGGAAUCGCCAGGUUUCCGCCUUGCUGCUUGGUAUCAGCAACUCCUUGGCCAGGCAGUCGCUCAAACUGAGCUCCAAAGACUGUGCUACCGCUGCAAACGCAUAUGCGGCUUGUAGGGUUCAUGACGAGCAAAUUUUGGAAGCACUGUCAGGGCGGCUGCGCGACAAAGAGGUGCGUGGGGCCUUGACCCCACAGCAGCUUUCUCAAGUUCUCUACGGAUUUGCCAAGUUUACAAGCCAGGACAUUGCUUUGCUGGACUUGCUUUCAAUUGAAGUGCGACGGCACCUCCACACUCUCGACGCAUCGUUGAUGAGUUCAAUGCUGGCAUCUUUGGCAAAGGCUGGUGUAAGCUGCGCUGUCCUUUCUGGGCGCGCGACUCAAAUGGUUCGCCGCACUGUGACAGAAACCAGCGAGACAGCAGCUCCAGCAUGUGACCUCGGCGCCGCCACAUUUGCAGAGCUACGGGCUUUGACAAUGGCCUUUGCAAAGCUUCAGGUUACGGACAGGCGCUUGUACGAAAGGCUGGCAGAGUCUUUUGUCCAGUGCAAGGAUGACAAUCAGCAGGCAGUUGAUGUUCAACCGUGUGAGAGCCUGGUCAACGUGGUGCACGCUUUUUCAAAAGUGCACAUAUCCCCUAUGAAGCUCUUUGGUAUGGUUAUGGGCGCGUUGAUGUCACAAUCAGAGGAGAUGAGCAGCCGCGAAGCUGUGAAGCUGCUUCAUGCCUUGGCAAAGGUGGACUAUACCAUCAUGCCAUCAACAAAAGAGCGCAUUCUCCUCGCCUUGCGGCCGGAAAGGUUGCAAGACCUGGGAAUCUUUGAGCUCUUAAAGCUCUCUGUUGCCUCCAAGAAGCUGGGAUUGGACUUGCCAAUGCUGGAGUCGCAGGUUGGUUCUGUUUUGCCAAAUGAGCCGAUGCUUGCCAAAGAGACUCCACAGCGCCGUCCUGUCGCCCAGAAGACCCGGCGAAAGAGUGCUCGCAAGCAGAAGUGGACGUGGUAA